This is a messenger RNA of Hemiscyllium ocellatum (epaulette shark), 3670 nucleotides long. RefSeq names its product serine/threonine-protein kinase TBK1-like. Bases 110 to 2251 code for a protein of 713 amino acids. The record is from RefSeq and is a predicted model, not a curated record. Gene Ontology annotation, cellular component: cytoplasm. The transcript is spliced from 21 exons. Lineage: Eukaryota; Metazoa; Chordata; Chondrichthyes; Orectolobiformes; Hemiscylliidae. Gene Ontology annotation, biological process: peptidyl-serine phosphorylation. Gene Ontology annotation, molecular function: ATP binding; protein serine/threonine kinase activity.
AGUGACUGAGGAGAGUUAGUUUCAGUUUGUUUUCUGCUCCGGGCCGGAUGGUCCCUGAGCUCAGGGGGUUUGCUAGAGCCGCUGUAUCCAGGCUUUUCUGAGAGCAGGAAUGCAGAGCACCGUUAAUUACCUCUGGUCACUCAGUGACAUCCUUGGACAGGGAGCAACUGCCUGCGUGUACAAAGCACGUCACAAGAAAACCGGUGAUCAGUAUGCUGUCAAAGUAUUUAAUCAUGUCAGUUACCUGCGUCCUUAUGAAGUGCAGAUGAGAGAAUUUGAAAUGUUACGGAAAUUAAACCACAAGAAUAUUGUAAAGCUGUUUGCAGUGGAGGAAGUGGGAACCAGUAAACAGAAGGUGCUGGUAAUGGAGUACUGUGCUGGUGGGAGUUUGCUCAAUGUUCUGGAAGAAUCAGAAAAUGCAUUUGGAUUAUCAGAAGCUGAAUUUCUGAUUGUCCUGGAAAGUGUUGUUGGUGGAAUGAACCAGUUGAGAGAGAAUGGAGUGGUCCAUCGAGAUAUUAAACCAGGGAACAUCAUGCGUGUGGUUGGGGAAGAUGGCCAAUCCAUUUAUAAACUGACAGAUUUCGGAGCUGCUCGGGAACUCGAAGAUAAUGAACAGUUUGUCUCAUUGUAUGGGACUGAGGAGUAUUUGCACCCAGACAUGUAUGAACGUGCUGUUCUUCGGAAACCUCAGAAGAAGGCGUAUGGAGUUACGGUGGAUUUGUGGAGCAUCGGUGUGACAUUCUACCAAGCUGCCACCGGCAGCCUACCCUUCAUUCCAUAUGGUGGACCACGCAAGAACAAGGAGAUGAUGUAUAAAAUCACAACUCAGAAGCCGGAGGGAGCGAUAGCAGGGGUGCAGCACAGAGACGAAGGGUCAAUCGAGUGGAGCCAUGAGCUGCCAGUCAGUUGUAGACUGUCCCGGGGUUUGAAGAACUUGUUAGUUCCCAUCCUUGCCAAUAUCCUGGAGGUGGAUCAGACCAAAUGUUGGGGAUUUGACCAGUUCUUUGCAGAAGCCAAUGACAUUCUCCACAGAACAGUGAUCCACAUCUUCUCCUUGCAGCAGGCUCUGAUGGUCAAAACCUACAUCCAGUCCUACAACACAACCAACAUAUUGAUGGACGCUCUCUUCAUACAGACAGACAUCUCCCCUCAGAAUCAAGAGUUUAUUUAUGAGGGUCAUCGCUUGGAGUUGGAAUUGUCUCAACAGGUGCAGUUACUUCCUAAAACAACAGAAGACAGGCCCAUCAUCCUGGUGAGCACCAAGCCUGAGGCUCUCAUUGGAGUUAUCUACAAAGAGCCUGAGAUACCACUGUUUCCUCCAAAAUUUGAUGUUAUCAAUGAUGCAAGUCUCGCAAAGACGGUGGCCAGUGCUGUUCACCAGCUGCUGAGGAUCACAAAGUCUCUGAUGAAAUGUCAGGACCUGAUUCUGCGAGGGACCUAUUGGUUAAUUGCAAUUUUGAAGAAAGAAUGUGGGACAAUCCAUCAGCAAUUGACAAUGUUGAAUCUGAAGCUAAGUUUCUGUCAGAACACCAUGGUGCAAGUCCACAAACUAUAUGGGCCACUGACUCAGGAUCUGACGGAAAUGGGAGUUCUUCAUGUUAAGCUGCAGUCAGCUCAGGAGUUUAUUGUUACCGGCUCCCAUAGUGUUCAAAGCGUUCAGAAGCAAUUGGAGCAGAUCACAACUGAAUGGUGCCAGUGCCGAGACUUACAUCAUGCAGACAGCACAGUUGGAAAAGUGGAAGUUUUACUGAAGAAUGUUUCUUCUAUUCACCAUCAGCUCAGAAAGGACCGAGUGAAGAUGAAACUUCAAUACAAUGAUGAGCAAAUCCAUAAAUUUGAGAAGAUCAAAAUGGGAAUGCAUACAAAGAAGGUGCAGAAGUUAGUCAGAGAGGAUUGUGUCCAGAAAUAUCAAAAGUUGUUGGCUUCUACUAAAGACUGGAUGAGGAUAUGCUGUGAGACCCGAAAGCAACUGAUUACCUUUAAAAACCAGAGUGUGAACUGCAGUCAGGAGCUGGAGAAACACGAAGUUCAUUUGAAAAAGAUAUUAGACCAAGGGCUGCUGAGGCUUCAAGCAGAACAACAAUCUGUGACUAAAAUACCAGCUCCUAGUGAUGGCUCUGAGCAGAAAUGCAUGGAUAUGACAAUCAGAAUGAAGCAGCUCAAAAAGGAAAUGGAAGGUGUGCUGUGGGAAUUGGAACAGAACAACUUGAUCAUCGAGAGGCUCAGUGUCCAGAAGCCUCACUGUGUCUGAGACCCACGCAUUGAAGAUAGAUGUGAUGGGGGCGUGGUGUCUUUUGUGCUGUCACUUUAUAUUUCAUUGCCACGACAUUUGAAGGAUCAUGAUGUGGCUGAACUAGUACCAAAAACUUGCUGGAUAUACUUAUUAAAGAGCAAAAUAAUGGUCAAACUGCACCCUCCCACUUCCUGGAUUGUGUAAAAUAGACAACUGAGUUUACAUCUCUCUGCAAUUUCAUUUCAGCAACUUAUUGGAAAGAUAAAUCAGGAAAAAUGGCUCCUGCCUUGCUAACAUCCAUAUCAAACUAUUGAAGAAAGGAACAAUCUAUUGCACUGUAUGAGUAAUCGCAUCAGAAACGCUUAUAGCUAAACCUAAUGAAAAUCAAUAUUUGUGAGUAUAUGUGACUCAAUUUGUACUCCCUCACCCUUCAGAAUGGGGACAUUGUGAAGAUUAGCUUCAUUAUUGAAUACUCAGGGAAGCUAAUGACAUUGAACAUUAAAUGGAGGUUGCUUCUAUCAGCAAUAAAACAUCAAAUGACUCUACACUAUCAAUACAAAGUGAACAAUCUUCCUCUCUCCUUUCUCGAUCUGAAUCAGUCACCCUACAACACAAUCGUCAUCGAUUCCUGGAUCCACUGAAUCUCACUUGACUCCAGGUCCACGGAUAUUGGCUCCUGUCCCAAAUCAGAUCACAUGGUCAUUCUGCAUCAGUGUAGACAGCGAGUGUUGGAGAGAUGUGCAUCUCUAGGAGCUACAGUGAUCAAGUGUUGUCCUCUCCUGCUAUCAAUGCACAUUCAGAAGACACUAUGGUACAAUGCAUCGCCUAGUUGUACCUGUCCAACUACAUUCUGUGUGUUGUUCAGACCAGAAUCAAUCCUGGGAUCUUCCUAAACUCCAUAGUUCAACUUCACCAAGAAAUGCACUGUAGAACAAGAGGAGUCCCUACUGUUCCAUUCUAUCAGAUCCUGGCUGAACUGUGCUCCGGUCCCAUUUUCCUACCUUUACUUCAUAUUCCUCGAUGCUCUUGUCUAACAAAAUCUCUCAUCUCAAUCUUGAAAGUUACAGCUGCCACCCAGCACUUGCAAUCUUUUGGAGAUGUGUCCAAUAUUCAACUCUUUUAGAAGACUGAUUGCUGUUUUCAAUUCUUUAUGACCUGGCUCUGAUGUUAAAGGUCCUGCCCCUUGUUUUGGGUCCCAACACCACAAGCAGGUGAAUCACCCAAACACAUGGGGAUACCAGCUCUGUCCAUACAACGGUGUGGUCAUAAUUGAUACCUCAACGUUAAUCAGCUCAUAUCGCACUGAUUCCACUCAUAUCAUUCCUGUCCAGAAAUUGAAAGGUGGUUCUCCAAAUAGGGUCUGACUAAGGCUGUGUACAAAUGAAGCAUUUUUGAAAUAAAAACCAUUAAUCAAUUAAAAAACAAAGUACUGUAAAU